This is a messenger RNA of Caenorhabditis remanei, 903 nucleotides long. RefSeq lists its product as uncharacterized. The transcript has 6 exons. Gene Ontology annotation, molecular function: GTP binding; GTPase activity. Gene Ontology annotation, biological process: Rab protein signal transduction. The record is from RefSeq and is a predicted model, not a curated record. Gene Ontology annotation, cellular component: endosome; Golgi apparatus. The coding region runs from base 1 to 903 and encodes 300 amino acids. Lineage: Eukaryota; Metazoa; Nematoda; Chromadorea; Rhabditida; Rhabditidae.
AUGUCCGAGCAUCAUGUUAACCUUCCUGCUCCACAAUUUUCCACAUAUGCUACUGUCAUCGAUCCUCCAAAGCAAGUCACUCCAACUCAAUCAACUCAAAACCCUCCUUCACAAGAUGUGAGUCCUACCGUGUCAUCGACACCAGUGCGUGUACCGUAUCCAUCAGCACCACCUGCAGCUUCUUCUGUAUCUCCCCCAGUUCCGACACCUUCAGCGUCUAUUCCAAAGAAAAUGGCUCUGGCUCCGCCGUCGAACAAGACUUAUAAACUGAAACGAACUUUCAAGGUUAUCAUAGUAGGUAACGCGGCAGUUGGUAAAACAUGUCUAUCUUUCCGAUUUUGUUGUGGUCGAUUCCCUGAACACACUGAAGCAACGAUCGGUGUAGACUUCAGAGAGAGAAGUUGUGUUAUUGAGAAUGAGCUUCUCCGAGUGCAAUUGUGGGAUACAGCGGGACAAGAACGUUAUCGGCAAUCUAUUGUGGCUCACUAUUACCGAAAUGUCAACGCUGUUGUGUUUGUUUAUGAUGUUACAUGUCGUGAGUCGUUCAACGAUCUAGCUUUGUGGAUCAAAGAAUGUGAAAAACAUGGAUUGGUUAGCGAUAGUGAGGUUCCUCGAAUUCUGAUAGGCAACAAAUGCGACGUGGAAUGUCAAAAUCGAGUUUCUACUGAUGAAGCACAGAUGUUUGCCGACAGAAAUAACAUGGCAUUGUUUGAAACGUCUGCUAAAGCUGCCUCUGAAGCUGAUCACGUCGAAUCCAUCUUUCUGACACUUCUCCAUAAACUUCAGCAGAGCAAACCAAUGCAUGUACAAUCACAAGAUGAAAGGCAGCAAAAAGAGCAGGAACGGUUAAUUCUGAAGGCGAACGAAACUGGAAACGUCGAAGAAGAAGGCUUCUGUUGCUGA